AUGGCGGGCAAAACUGUAAGCUUCAAUACACAUUGCAAUCUAUACGAAUGCCCGAUAGAAUCGAUAGCGAAGUGGCUGAGCUGCAACGGGGAGGUCUGGGGGAUGGGCCCGACAAUGGUGUUCGCGAGCGCCGCCGCACUCUUCCUCUACAACGAGCUGCAGGCGACCGUGUUCACACCUGGCGAUCACGUGCGCGUCUCGCUGCUAGAGAAGACCCUCAUUUCGACAAUGGUCGUUGGAAUGCUGUCCCUGAUGGUCCACCUCUGGGUGUGCUCAAUGCGCUUCUUUCAGUACUAUCUCGACACCCUUAUUAAAGACAGUCCCAGCAUGCUGCUAGAGUUGACGACAGCGGGACUACUAGGCCAAACAGAAAUGGUACCUCUCGGGCCCUUGACCAGAUUUCUAAAGCAGCAGCAGCCUCAGAUCCACAUCACGGUCUGCUGGUUCCUGUCGCUCUGCUACGCGGACUACGUGAGGAAGCACUACUGCAGGAGAUUCAAUAUGCCGUACCUGGAGCAGUGGCAAGCCGAGCUACACGCGCGCGUGUCUCACGGCGUACACAGCACCGUGGAGAAAGUGAACAGUGCGGUGUGCGCCGCGCAGCGCCGCCUGCGCCGCUACACGCAGUCGCCACCGCCAGCGACUGACGAGCAUACCAUCACAAAGCCGAAGUUCCAGAGUGAGAGCGUGUGUUCGAAGCGUCCGUCGCUGGAGCGAGUGCCGGCGUGCGGCGCGUGCGCGAGCGUCGUCCGAGCCGGCGAGAGCAGCGCCGACAUCGAGAAACUCAGAACGUUCAUUGCGGUAGUAGAACACGCAGAAUGUAGUUCUACGCAUAAAAUAAACAAGAAACAGACAUAUUACAACUAA
This is a messenger RNA of Melitaea cinxia (Glanville fritillary), 867 nucleotides long. RefSeq lists its product as uncharacterized. The transcript has 8 exons. The record is from RefSeq and is a predicted model, not a curated record. NCBI's taxonomy places the organism in Eukaryota, Metazoa, Arthropoda, Insecta, Lepidoptera, Nymphalidae. Bases 1 to 867 code for a protein of 288 amino acids.